UUCCAACGAGAGAGAGAGGGAGAGAGCGAGAGAAAGACAAGAUAGAGUACGAGGUGUCAGACACUACACCACACCGUAAGUCACUGAAGAAAGAUCCUCAUUCUGGAAAGACGCUCGACUGUCUGGAAAGGUUGGCAUCGCCCGCUAGAAGACUGCGCCCGGAGCCUCAGCGCUUCUCAAAGCACAACGAAUCACCGCUGCUCUUCCCAAAAAAAAAAUAAGACUGUGCCACACGGAAUUGGCCCCAGGACACAUUUCCCUGCGAAAUGUCAAGAGGAGAGAACCUAAUCAUAAACACUGGUGUCCCUGGCCACCCUUGAAUGCAAAGAAGCAGGACCUCUACACUCCUCCAAAAAUAAAGGCAUGCUCAGAAAGUAAAUAAAGCAUCGCCACCUGAAGCAUUAAGCUAACGACAGACAUUUUAAUAAGCUAACGGACUAUAUUCGGCUCUGUAGUGUCACGUAAACUUUUCCAAACAUUUUCUAAGCGCGGACACUUCAGAGAUGGAGGUUGCGGCCGAUCAGUCUCGAUGGAUGGCCCACCAUCAUGCGGUACUCAAUGGCCAGCACCCUGAGUCACAUCAUCACGGGCUUACACACAAUUACAUGGAGCCCAUGGCCCCGCUUCUGCCCCCGGACGAGGUGGAUGUGUUCUUGAAUCACUUGGACUCGCAGGGGAACCCUUACUACUCCAACUCUCGGGCCAGAGUAUCGUACGGACAAGCGCACGCUCGUCUCACGGGAAGUCAGGUCUGUCGGCCACACCUCAUACACAGUCCCGGUAUUCCCUGGCUGGACAGCGGGAAGGCAGCGCUCUCCGCCGCCCACCACAACGCCUGGGCGGUCAGUCACUUCAGCAAGCCCGGCCUGCACCCCGCCAGCGCCGCUUAUCCGUGCAGCAGCAGCUCCAGCACGGCUCCAGUUUCCUCCCUAACUUCAGCAGCCCACUCCAGUCCGCAUCCCCUUUAUAAUUUCCCCCCAACCCCACCGAAAGACGUAUCCCCAGACCCCGGUCCUUCUUCUCCGACAUCCACAUCUGCAAGAAUGGACGAAAAGGAGUCCAUCAAGUACCAAGUGUCCAUCACAGAUGGCAUGAAAAUGGAGGGAUGUAGCCCUCUUCGGGGAAGCCUGGCUAUGAGUGCCCAGACACCCUCCACACAUCAUCCCAUCCCGACCUACCCAACCUACUCCCUGCCCGCGCCACACGACUACGGCGGCGGCCUGUUUCAUCCCGGUACCCUCCUCAGCGGAUCCGCUUCCAGCUUCACACCUAAAUGUAAAAGCAAGACGCGAUCGUGCUCAGAGGGGCGUGAAUGUGUGAACUGUGGAGCCACCUCCACCCCGCUGUGGCGGCGGGAUGGAACGGGCCACUACCUCUGCAACGCGUGCGGCCUGUACCACAAGAUGAACGGCCAGAACAGACCCCUUAUCAAGCCGAAGCGCAGACUGUCUGCGGCGAGGCGAGCUGGCACCUGCUGCGCGAACUGCCAGACAACCACGACCACCCUGUGGCGGCGCAACGGGAACGGUGACCCGGUGUGCAACGCCUGCGGGCUCUACUACAAACUCCACAACGUCAACAGGCCACUGACCAUGAAGAAGGAGGGCAUCCAAACACGCAACCGCAAAAUGUCCAGCAAGUCCAAGAGGAGUAAACGAUCUGGUGAGGGUUUCGAGGAGCUCUCCAAGUGCAUGCAGGACAAGACCUCUCCGUUUGGCAGUGCCAGUGCCCUGGCAAGCCACAUGCCACACAUGGGCCACCUGACACCGUUCAGCCAUUCCGGACACAUGCUGCCCACACCGACCCCCAUUCACCCCUCAUUCAGCCACCCGCACCAUUCCGGCCGCUCUCCUGCCUGGGCCGAACCACACUGAACAACACAGCAUCCCCUCCUCAGGGGCACAGAAUAAGCUCCUCCGUAUACCCACAAUGUCCACCUCUCCCGUCCCGUCAAGAAAUCUCCCAACCAGGGAAGCAAAGGGGUUCAUGUCGGGUUUGGACACUGCCAAGGAAGGUGUCAUCUCAUCAACAACCAACUUGUCAACUUGUAUAGAGGACGGUUCACUCCUUUAAAAAGCACCUCUCCCUUGUAGACGAUGAGUGGACGAGAUCGCGGACAGAGCACAGGGAAAGAGAGAUGCCUUUGCUUUUAGCCUUUUGUUACAUUUUACUGAGUCACUUUGGUACUGAAAGAGAGGACGCAGAAUCACUGUGUGGUAGUCAAAAUGGCCACCUCAAAACUCUCUGAUAAAAGACUCGCUUUAAGCAUCAGCGUACAUGAUGAAGUCGAAGCGAGAGAGACUGAAAGAGAGAAGAAGACCAUUAAGUUUAUCCCCCCCUAACAUGCUGGAAUACACCCCAAGCCCCCCUCCUCGGGCAUGACUCCCUCUGAACGGACUCUAUAUGGAUACGACAUACAAGCAGAGAAGUGUUUAUAAAGGUUAAUUGUUAUUAUGGUUAUUGUUAUUAUGAUAAUUUAUUUUCACUCUUUUAUCUCUUAUUUGGCUUUCCCUCGGAACACAUUGUUAUAUUAUAAAUAUUAUUUGAUUGUUAUUGAUUAAACAAACAAACAAAAAAAGAACACUGACCUAUCCUAGCCAAGGCGAUGUUGCUGAGCUGUACGUUUUUAUCAUUUUCCAUUACACAAAUAAAGGAAAUAAAAGUUUUAAUACUU
Messenger RNA from Danio aesculapii, 2674 nucleotides. RefSeq names its product GATA binding protein 2a (gene gata2a). Gene Ontology annotation, biological process: negative regulation of transcription by RNA polymerase II; positive regulation of miRNA transcription; cell fate commitment. Gene Ontology annotation, molecular function: DNA-binding transcription factor activity, RNA polymerase II-specific; RNA polymerase II cis-regulatory region sequence-specific DNA binding; zinc ion binding. The transcript is spliced from 6 exons. Lineage: Eukaryota; Metazoa; Chordata; Actinopteri; Cypriniformes; Danionidae. The coding region runs from base 504 to 1874 and encodes 456 amino acids. The record is from RefSeq and is a predicted model, not a curated record. Gene Ontology annotation, cellular component: nucleus.